Messenger RNA from Ziziphus jujuba (common jujube), 1578 nucleotides. RefSeq names its product cytochrome P450 71A1-like. The transcript is spliced from 2 exons. NCBI's taxonomy places the organism in Eukaryota, Viridiplantae, Streptophyta, Magnoliopsida, Rosales, Rhamnaceae. The record is from RefSeq and is a predicted model, not a curated record. Gene Ontology annotation, molecular function: iron ion binding; heme binding; oxidoreductase activity, acting on paired donors, with incorporation or reduction of molecular oxygen. Bases 46 to 1578 code for a protein of 510 amino acids.
AACCCAUUUCCUGGAGCUAAACAAGUAAUAGAUCCGGUGACGGCAAUGUUGAAGCAAUGUUGGAAAAAGCUCCAAUCUGCAACUUUCUUCGAUCCCAUCAUUUUCUCUGUUAUUCUCAUCUUCUUCUCUGUAUAUUUGUACAAGCUUAUUAGUAAAGGUCCGAAACUCAAUUACCCUCCAUCACCCCCAAAGCUCCCAAUAAUAGGAAAUAUAUACCAGCUUAGCACACAACUCCAUAGAUCUCUACAGGCUCUCUCUGAGAAAUAUGGCCCUCUAAUUCUCCUCCAUUUGGGUAGCUCUCCAACUCUGAUAGUUUCUUCAGCUGAGAUAGCAAAAGAGAUAUUGAAAUCCCAUGACUCUGUUUUCCAAAAUAGGCCUGGACUAAAAGCCGCAGAUGUUCUCUUCUGUGGAUGCAUAGACGUAGCAUUUUGUCCCUAUGGCGAAUACUGGAGACAAGCCAAGAAAAUUUGUGUUCUUGAACUUUUGAGCCUAAAAAGUGUGCAAGGUUUUCAGUUUGUUAGGGAAGAAGAAGUUGCAGACAUGGUUGAAAAGAUCCGCCAUAGAUGUGAAGAUGGAGGUGAAGUUGAUCUUGGUGAGAUGUUUACCGCCAUGUCAAAUAACAUAGCUUCAAGAUCUGCACUUGGAAGAAAAUAUGAAGGAGAACAUGGCGAUGAGAGCUUCGGAGCUCUUUCUAAGAAGGCAAUGGAACUCAUCGGAACAUUCAACUUUCGAGAUUCUAUUCCUUAUCUGAAAUUUAUGGAUGUGCUUACAGGAUUUGAUGCGAAAUUGAAAAAGACUGCAAAAGCAUUCCAUGCUCUGCUUGAUCAAGUAAUAGAUGAACACCAGAAGAGUAACAACUAUGAUCAACAACUAUCUGAUAAGAAAGACCUUGUGGAUAUUCUUCUUCAUCUUCAAAAGGAUGGUGAGCUUGGCGUCAAUCUCACUCGAGAAAGCCUCAUAGCAAUCUUACUGGAUAUGUUCAUUGGUGGAACUGAUACAACAGCAACAACCAUGGAAUGGGCAAUGGCAGAGCUUAUGAAAAACCCAACAAUAAUGAAAAAAGCCCAAGAAGAAGUGAGAAGAGUGGUGGGGAGCAAAACAAAGGUAGAUGAAUGUGAUAUGGAUGAAAUGGAGUAUUUGAAAUGUGUUGUGAAGGAAACCUUGAGACUACAUGCUCCUGUUAUGGUUACCAGAGAAUCUUCAAGUAGUGUUCAUAGUAAAUUACAAGGUUAUGAUAUUCCUCCCAAAACAAAAGUUUUGAUCAAUGCAUGGGCAAUUCAAAGAGACCCCAAGUUAUGGGAAAAUCCUGAAGAGUUUGUACCAGAGAGAUUCAUCGACAACCCGGUUGAUUUUAAAGGCAAUCACGACCAAUUCAUUCCAUUUGGUGCUGGAAGGAGAGGCUGCCCUGGGAUGACAUUUGCUGUUGUGGAGGCUGAAUAUGUUUUGGCCAAUUUACUCUACUGGUUUGAUUGGAAGUUGCCUAAUGGUGUAACCGUGGAGGAUUUCGACAUGUCUGAUGUUUUCGAGCUUGUAAUUCGUAAGAAAAUACCUCUUCGUCUUGUACCAGUACUUCAUUAA